GCUUGCCAUUCGGUCGGUAUAAUAUGGUUGCUCGUUAUACUGACUAAUUAUCUUUAUCCAUUUAUAAUAAAUCACACAGAACUGCGCUAAAAAAAUCAGUAACGCAUCUUAUAAGUCAUGGAUUCCGAACCGAUCACAGCACCCAGAACCUCUGGUAAAAAUAUGAGGAAAUUAUGGAGAUACAAGAACAAAACUAAGGCAAGCAUAAUGAAGGCAAAAAGGAAUAAAAAUAAAGCGAGUUACGGGUAUUAUAUUUACCAAGUUCUAAGGAUAUAUAGGCGAGGUAAUCGGAUAACGGCGAAAGCGAUGGCUGUCAUGGAUUCGUUUAUGAACGACAUAUUUGAGCGGAUAACAGCUGAAGCGUCGCGUCUCGUGCGAUACAACAGACGUUCAACUCUAACUGCGAAGGAAAUACAGACUGCAGUAAGAUUCUUGCUACCAGGUGAGCUGGCCAAACACGCUAUCAGUGAAGGCACCAAAGCAGUCGCUAGAUACAACAGCAAAGAAAUAGCCAAUGACGAUGUAAUUUAUUAAUAAAUGUUUGGAUAAA
Messenger RNA from Colias croceus (clouded yellow), 550 nucleotides. Its product is annotated as histone H2B-like. Gene Ontology annotation, cellular component: nucleosome. The transcript has a single exon. Bases 118 to 534 code for a protein of 138 amino acids. The record is from RefSeq and is a predicted model, not a curated record. Gene Ontology annotation, molecular function: protein heterodimerization activity; DNA binding; structural constituent of chromatin. NCBI's taxonomy places the organism in Eukaryota, Metazoa, Arthropoda, Insecta, Lepidoptera, Pieridae.